This is a messenger RNA of Didymella exigua CBS 183.55, 690 nucleotides long. RefSeq lists its product as uncharacterized. The coding region runs from base 1 to 690 and encodes 229 amino acids. The transcript has a single exon. Gene Ontology annotation, cellular component: mitochondrion. The record is from RefSeq and is a predicted model, not a curated record. Lineage: Eukaryota; Fungi; Ascomycota; Dothideomycetes; Pleosporales; Didymellaceae.
AUGUUACGACGCACAAUCUUGCAAGCGACGCAGCAUCGCAUAGCUCCAUCCUCUCGAACCUUCGCACGCAGACAAUUUGCAACCCAACCCACUCCACCACCAACGUCCGCAUCCCGCAUCGACCGCUUCAACCGCCGGCUGCCCAAGUUCCUGCACAAAUACACGUCCGCCCUCGCCUCCGCGCCCCUCUCGCACAUAACCUCCUUCCUGAUCCUGCACGAACUCACCGCCAUCAUCCCCCUCUUCGGCCUCGCAGCCACAUUCCACUACACGCACUGGCUGCCCUCGUGGUUCGCAGAAGGUGCAUGGGUGCUCGCCGGCGUCGAGCAGUUCGGCAAGUACUUCAAGCGCAAGGGCUGGAUCCGCAGCGAGGACGUGGCGGAGGCGGAGGCGGAGGUCGAGCUGCGCAGGAGGGAUCAUGUGUGGAAUCUGGGCGAGGGCGGAGCCAGGGUGCUGGUCGAGUUUGCCACGGCGUAUACGAUUACGAAGGUCUUGCUGCCUGUUCGGAUUGUGUUUAGUGUCUGGGGCACCCCGGGGUUUGCGAUGUGGGCGGUUUUGCCGGUUACUAGGAGGUUCAAGACUGUGUUUGUGAGGGCGAAGAAGCCGGAUGUCAAGCAGGCGGCUGGUACUGGGGUGAGGGAAGGUGGGGCUGUGCCGUUGAAGGCUGCUGAGAAGGUUACGAAGAGUUAG